CCAUCACCGACUUGAGUCCUAAAACAGAUUUAUAUAUAAAAUAAACUGUGAAGUCGAACACGAUUUAGGUUUUCCAGCACUUCCCUAACAGACAUCUUACGAACAAACAACAAUUGGCAAUCUCAUCUCUCUCACUUCUACUCCACCAAACACCUUUUCGCAACAAUCAUAUAUACAGACAACCAUGAAAGUCCUCCUCAUCGGCGCAACUGGCAACCUAGGUCUCCGCCUCGUAGCUGCACUCCUCACCCACAACCACACCGUCGUCGCAUUCGUGCGCUCCGCCCAGAAACUGCAAAACCUCGUCCCGGAGUCAAUAUAUCGCCAAAUAAGUGUCGUCCAAGGCUCAGCGAAAGACUCCGAUGCCAUCAAACGUGCAAUCCUAGACGCUAAUUGCGAUGCGGUAGUCAACACCGCGGGAGUAGCCGCCAUGGCGCCCUGGGCGAAAGGCGACCUACCCGAGAUCUUCAAAGCGGUCGUAGAAGGUGUGAAGGAUGCAGGCGAGGAGAGGAAGAAGCCGUUGAGGACGUGGUUUCUAGCGGGGCAGUCGGUGCUGUGCUAUCCAGGCACGCAGUCGAUGCUUUCAGAUUUUAUACCCAUCUUCCUCGAGCACCGCCAGAACCUCUCCCUCCUGCAUUCUCUUCCGCCCAACUCAAUCGACUGGUCCCUCCUCUGUCCCAACACUAUGAUCCCCUCAUCCGCAACCAUCACCGUGCCCGCCUCGCCCACGUCGAAACUAUCCGCCAGCGCAACCGUUCCGCCGUCGUGGAAGGACUCCUGGGUCCGCCACGUCCCGCUGCUUGGGAGAAGAGUGGUCUGCGCGAUGAACGCGUCGAAGUAUAAGACGACGCUGGAGCAGAAUGCGGAGUUUAUCGCGGCAGAUUUGGAGGCGGGGCAGAGUCAGUGGAGCGGGAAGACGGUGGGUGUUAUUGAUGAGUCGAAUGUGUGAGGGUCAUGGGCGGGAGUGUGAUUUAGAGCCUCUCUCCUUCUCUCUGUUUGACACCGUAGAACUGGGUUUUCAAUUUGCGUAUUUGAUUUUUCUUGAGCGUGUAGGAUUAAUGGGAUUGGCGUAAAGGGAGACUGUCACGGCUAAGUAUCUCCUAAUUUAUAAUCUCUAGACAGCGCAGAUUUAUAUAAACGGGGGGAUAGGGAGGAAACACAAUCGUAUCAUGAACUUUCAGAUCGAUCUCCUGAAG
Aaosphaeria arxii CBS 175.79 is the source of this 1196-nucleotide messenger RNA. RefSeq names its product NAD(P)-binding protein. Lineage: Eukaryota; Fungi; Ascomycota; Dothideomycetes; Pleosporales. The transcript has 2 exons. The record is from RefSeq and is a predicted model, not a curated record. The coding region runs from base 185 to 949 and encodes 254 amino acids.